Molecule: messenger RNA, 1158 nt
Organism: Letharia columbiana
Lineage: Eukaryota; Fungi; Ascomycota; Lecanoromycetes; Lecanorales; Parmeliaceae
Exons: 2
Coding region: 1-1158 (385 amino acids)
Molecular function (GO): catalytic activity
Source: RefSeq, a predicted model, not a curated record
AUGGCAACCUCUCCACCACCCUUAACCGGCCUUCGAGUCAUUGAGCUCGCCGGUUUGGCUCCAGGCCCUUUUGCCUGCCUUCUCCUCGCCGAUUAUGGCGCCUCUGUUCUCCGCAUUGAUCGGGCUCACCCUCAAGCUCAUACCCUGAACCCUCCACCUCCAACGUCUGAUUCUCUUAGUCGCCACAAGUCCUCGAUAGCUUUAGACCUCAAAUCCCCCAACGGCCUUGCCCUUCUCAGAUCCCUACUGAAUCAUGCCGAUAUCCUCAUCGACCCAUUUCGCCCAGGAGUGCUGGAGUCAAUUGGUCUCCAUCCAAAGGAUUUGCUCAUCGUGAACCCUCGCCUCAUCAUUGCCCGCCUCACUGGCUUCCGCCGAGAUGGCCCCUACGCACCAAUGGCUGGACACGACAUCAAUUACCUCGCCGUCUCGGGCCUCCUCUCCCAACUCGGACGAGCCAAUGCGCCACCCUCUUUUCCCGCCAAUAUAAUUGCAGAUUUCGCAGGUGGAGGACUGAUGUGCGCCUUUGGUAUCCUAGCUGCGUUGGUGAGUCGGACGCAGACGGGAAAGGGCCAGAUAGUGGAAGCAAAUAUGGUGGAUGGUAGUGCCUACUUGGGAACAUUCUCUAGAUUUCUGACAAAAACACCGCUGGGGGAUAGGCCAAGGGGAGAGAAUAUGUUGGAUGGUGGAUGUCCGUGGUACGAGGUCUAUGAAUGUAAGAAUGGAGGUUACAUGGCUGUGGGGGCUCUGGAGGAUAGUUUUUUCGGGGAAUUUCUGAAGGGACUGAACAUCGAACAAGAGCUCCUGGCUACGCGAAACGACCGCACUACGUGGCCAACCCUCAGGAAAACUUUCCGUGAACGCUUCUUGGAGAAUACACGGCAAGAAUGGGAGCUCCUUUUUGCGGGAAAAGAUGCAUGUUGCACACCCGUACUCUCACAAAUUGAGCUCGAGGAGCAAGGGUAUGAGCAGAGAUCUGCGGUUGGCCUCAUGGGAUCACCGGGUCUGCUCAUACCUCAAACAGAGGCAUGGAGUAGUCCCAACCUCUCGCCUGGGGCCGGUGGUGAAGAGGUCUUGAAAGGUUGGACAGGCUGGAAGAGAGGGAAAGAAUACCAGGUGGAAAAUGGUGGAUUGGUCAAAAUCGAAGCUUCUAAGCUUUGA